AUGGAAGAUGACUUGCGCCUGAUUCCCCGACAGAUCUGGGCGAAUCCAACACCGACAACGACGAAGAAGUAUUCACCAGGCUGUACGCCUGUCGUCUUGCCGAGCAAUGGAGUUAUAUGGCUUAACACCUCAUAUCCUAUUACUCUCACCGAAAACGCCGUCUUCGAACCCCUCUGUACCGGGGCCCCAAGCGACGAUGUUCACACCUCCGCCGUCCUCGAUACCCGCGAUCCUUUCUAUUCCUCCAUUACUCCCCAGCUAUACGCCAUCGGUUGUGCGACGGUCGUUAGUUAUCUUCUAGUCAUUAUCCUUCUCAUCACACCGCGCACAUUCUACGUUGGAGGCCCCGGCGGCGGCGCCAAUUUCCUCGGCCGCCAUGGUAUGAUCAGCGGAUCAUAUAGUGGGAACUCGUCGGUUGUCGGAGUGGGCGGACGACCAUGGCUGCAGAAAGUGGCUGCGAUCUUGGUCGCGAUCUCGUUAACUAUAGCCACGGUCGAUUCCUUCAAGGUGGCUGAGCGACAAUACAACUAUGGGUAUUCGGAUGCCGAGGCGCUCUCCGAGGAGGUGAUUGAUGGGCUAGAAAUCCGAAUCGUGCGCGUGGUCUCGAGCACGUUUCUGUGGCUUGCGCAGGUUCAGACGUUGAUUCGACUAUUUCCGCGACACAAAGAAAAGGUCAUGAUCAAAUGGGCUGGGUUCGCGUUGAUUGUGCUGGAUACGACGUUUAGUAUUUUGGAGAAUUUCUGGGUCAGGAGUUCUUCAACGCGGCCCAGACUUUAUGACGAUGCGAUUCCUGCUCUGAGCUAUCUGUUCGAAUUGUCGCUCAAUCUGCUUUACGCUGCUUGGGUUAUCUUUUACUCCAUAUCCAAGCACCGAUACGCCUUCUUUCACCCCAAGAUGCGGAAUAUCUGCUUGGUCGCUCUUUUGUCAUUGUGUGCCAUUUUGAUACCCGUCGUUUUCUUCGUUAUGGAUAUUGCCAAACCGGAAAUUGCUGGCUGGGGUACCUACAUUCGAUGGGUAGGCUCGGCAGCAGCUAGCGUGGUGGUCUGGGAGUGGGUAGAGCGCAUUGAGGCGCUGGAACGUGAUGAAACCAAAGAUGGAAUCUUGGGACGAGAAGUCUUCGACGGAGAUGAGAUGCUUGAAGUCACGCCGUCCGAGGAAGUUGACUGGCCACGCUAUUCAUCCCAGGGUCACGAUCGAGGUGGCGGCAAUGGUACCUCAUCCGGAUGGGGCGGCGUGAUGGGCUUGGCCCAUCGUCCUUUACGAGCUCGGGCUGGAUUGCCCCGCGGCAAUCGACAUAGGGGUGCUGGAGCGCCACCGAAGGACCAAGCCGCUACGUCGGCGCCGCUGGGUAACCGGCCCACACCACCGCCCGCGGCAAUCACACCGGUCAGCCGUGCUGAUACUGCGAGCGCAGCAAGCACGGUGUACAACAUCCGGUAUCAUCCAGUAACUAGCCCAACGCCUCCCGUGGCAAUGCCCAAUAUGGACGAGGAGGAAGAGAUGGACGAGGCCAAGGAGUUGGAACAAGGGGACACCGAAUUAAAUGAUACGAACGGCAAUUCUCUCAGUGCCCAAAAUACCCGAGAGCAGUCACCGCAGAUUGUCCAAGCCGACCCCCGAUGGCAUGCCCUCCUGUAUCCAUUCAGGAGGCGACGUGCAUCUCUACCCAAAGAAGUGGCAUCAGCACAGGCCGGAGAAGAACACUCGGAAAACAGACUAUCUGCUACGGGCGAAGAGGCCGAGGCCGAGACAAAUUCUGCUCGAUCUCGAGCGGAUCACUUCUUUUCUCUUCAUCGCAAGACUCGACUAGGCGCUGGAUCGCAAAACCCCGAUGGCCCAUUACCAAUCACCGUUAUCCCCGCACGUCGGCGCGGUCAGCACACAUGGUCCCCGGAGAACCGAUUACUGGAGGAAGCUCGUCCAGCAGGUGAGAUCCGACCGAUUGAGCCUGCUCCACACCACGAAACGCCUUCUCGCCGUCCCAAUCUGCCGGUACGGGUCAUUCCGACUCGAGCACAGGCAUCUGCUCCAUGGACCGAGGCAGACGUCGAGCGAGGGGGCGGCGACUACGUCCUGCACUAUGAUCCUGAAGCUGCGGCGCUAGUGGUCGACGAGGAUGUCGGCCAUGUGCACGAUGAUCGUGUUAUGGAUUAUGACCAGCGAAGUUGGACUGGUACGGCGUACUCAGAAGAACGGAAUGAUGCGCAAUCCGGGGACGAAGAGCAGUCCCCUGUGAGAUCCCCGCACGGCGAUGCGGAGCAAGGGCCUUCCGAUGUACAGCAUGGCCGCAAUUCCUGA
Messenger RNA from Penicillium bovifimosum, 2298 nucleotides. Its product is annotated as PalH/RIM21 family protein. Gene Ontology annotation, biological process: cellular response to pH. The record is from RefSeq and is a predicted model, not a curated record. Lineage: Eukaryota; Fungi; Ascomycota; Eurotiomycetes; Eurotiales; Aspergillaceae. Bases 1 to 2298 code for a protein of 765 amino acids. The transcript has 2 exons. Gene Ontology annotation, cellular component: plasma membrane.